Balearica regulorum gibbericeps (East African grey crowned-crane) is the source of this 924-nucleotide messenger RNA. Its product is annotated as olfactory receptor 14C36. The record is from RefSeq and is a predicted model, not a curated record. Gene Ontology annotation, molecular function: G protein-coupled receptor activity; olfactory receptor activity. Gene Ontology annotation, biological process: G protein-coupled receptor signaling pathway. Gene Ontology annotation, cellular component: membrane. Lineage: Eukaryota; Metazoa; Chordata; Aves; Gruiformes; Gruidae.
AUGUCCAAUUGCAGCUCUAUCACCCAGUCCCUCCUCCUGCCAUUCACAGACACACAGGAGCUGCACUGGCUCUUCCUGGGCAUCUACCUGGCUGCUCUCCUGGGCAAUGGCCUCAUCAUCACUGCCAUCGCCUGCCACCACCACCUCCACACCCCCAUGUACUUUUUCCUCCUCAACCUCUCCCUCCUCAACCUAGGCUCCAUCUCCACCACUCUAUUCAAAGCCAUGGCCAAUUGCCUCUGGGACACCAGGGCCAUCUCCUACGCAGGGUGUGCUGCACAGGUCUUUUUCUUUCUGUUCUUUAUGGUAUGGGAGUACUGUCUUCUCACCAUCAUGGCCUAUGACCGCUAUAUGGCCAUCUGCAAACCCCUGCACUAUGGGAACCUCCUAGGCAGCAGAGCUUGUGUCCACAUGGCAGCAGCUGCCUGGGGCGGUGCAUUUCUCCAUGCUGUGCUGCACCCUGCCAAUACAUUUUCACUACCACUCUGCCACAGCAAUGCUGUGGACCAGUUCUUCUGUGAAACCCCCCAGAUCCUCAAGCUGUCCUGUUUACACUCCUAUCUCAGAAAAGCUGGGCUUCUUCUGUUUGUUUUUUCUUUAUCUUCAGGGUGUUUUGUUUUCAUUGUGCUGUCCUAUGUGCAGAUCUUCAGGGCUGUGCUGAGGAUCCCGUCUAAGCACAGAUGGCACAAAGCGUUUUCCAUGUGCCUUCCUCACAUGGAUGUGGUCUCCCUGUUUUUGAUCACUGCAAUGUUUGCCUACCUGAAGCCCCUCUCCAUGUUUUCAUCAGCUCUGGACCUGGUGGUGGCAGUGCUGUACUCAGUGGUACCUCCAGCAGUGAAUGCCCUGAUCUACAGCACGAGGAACAAGGAACUCAAAGAUGCACUGAAGAAGCUGAUUCAAUUAUUUUUCUGUCAGCAGCAAUAA